AAAAUGGUUAAGAAUUUUCUAGUGGGAUUAAGGUUGUGAUCUCAGGGGAGGGGUGGGACAUCUGCUCUUGGUUAUUUUUGUGUGAGCUGCUUCCCCUUAAAUGUAUGUUCACAAAUGAGCCACAGCGUUAUCAUCUGGGGUUGAGAGAAGACGGGUGUUGGUACUGCUCCUGAACUUGGCCUCUGAGCCAUGGCUUCUCAAAGGCACUCAGGUCCCUCCAGCUAUAAGGUGGGCACCAUGUCUGAGAAGUUCGACUGUCACUACUGCAGGGACCCCCUGCAGGGCAAGAAGUAUGUGCAGAAGGAUGGCCACCACUGCUGCCUGAAGUGCUUUGACAAGUUCUGCGCCAACACCUGCGUGGACUGCCGCAAGCCCAUAAGUGCUGAUGCCAAGGAGGUGCACUAUAAGAAUCGCUACUGGCAUGACAACUGCUUCCGUUGUGCCAAGUGCCUUCACCCCUUGGCCAGCGAGACCUUUGUGUCCAAGGAUGGCAAGAUCCUGUGCAACAAGUGUGCCACUCGGGAAGACUCCCCCAGGUGCAAAGGGUGCUUCAAGUCCAUUGUGGCAGGAGACCAGAAUGUGGAGUACAAGGGCACCGUCUGGCAUAAAGACUGCUUCACCUGCAGCAACUGCAAGCAAGUCAUUGGGACCGGAAGCUUCUUCCCUAAAGGGGAGGACUUCUACUGCGUCACUUGCCAUGAGACCAAGUUUGCCAAGCAUUGCGUGAAAUGCAACAAGGCCAUCACAUCUGGAGGAAUCACUUACCAGGAUCAGCCCUGGCAUGCCGAGUGCUUUGUGUGUGUUACCUGCUCUAAGAAGCUGGCUGGGCAGCGUUUCACCGCUGUGGAGGACCAGUAUUACUGCGUGGAUUGCUACAAGAACUUUGUGGCCAAGAAGUGUGCUGGAUGCAAGAACCCCAUCACUGGGAAAAGGACUGUGUCAAGAGUGAGCCACCCAGUCUCUAAAGCUAGGAAGCCCCCAGUGUGCCACGGGAAACGCUUGCCUCUCACCCUGUUUCCCAGCGCCAACCUCCGGGGCAGGCAUCCGGGUGGAGAGAGGACUUGUCCCUCGUGGGUGGUGGUUCUUUAUAGAAAAAAUCGAAGCUUAGCAGCUCCUCAAGGCCCGGGUUUGGUAAAGGCUCCAGUGUGGUGGCCUAUGAAGGACAAUCCUGGCACGACUACUGCUUCCACUGCAAAAAAUGCUCCGUGAAUCUGGCCAACAAGCGCUUUGUGUUUCACAAUGAGCAGGUGUAUUGCCCUGACUGUGCCAAAAAGCUGUAACUUGACAGGGGCUCCUGUCCUGUAAAAUGGUAUUUGAACCAUGCUUUGUGUCCUUUGCUCACUCCUUCUGCACCAUCCAUAGGAGAAGAAUGAGCCUCCACCUCUUUAAAGUUGCUCUUUUCUGUCUUUUCUCCCAUUUUACAGUAUUAAUCAACCAAGGGCACACAGUGAUCAUAUUAGGAUUUAGCAAAGAGCAACCUUGCAGCAAAAAUAAUUUCUCUCUUGCUGCAAUGGAAAAACAAAAAUUUAGAUUGACUCUUCUGCAUGUUCCUCAUAGAGCAGAAAAGUGCUAACCAUGCAGCCAUCUCAUGAUGGAAGGCCAUAAGGCUCCUCCCACUGAGAUGCCUUCCAGGGGCUCAGCUGGGAGCCACUGUGCAGUCACGUGACUGCUGUGCCAGAGUUGCAGCGGCUGCUCCAACUCACUGCUCACCUUCUUCUGUGGGCGGUCCAAGAACUUGCCAGAAUGCAUGGUUUAACUUCCUUAUCAAAAACUCUGACCUUCCUUCUGUUCUUUUGUGCUUUUCACAUGACUAACACAAAUUUCCAGCGAAUUAACAUUUUGAACUUAGCUGUAAUUCUUAACUGACUUUUCCCCCAUACUAACAUUUGACUCCCCCACGUGGCGAGUUCUCUGAGCGUUCCUACUUUAAAGCAUGGAACACACAGGUGAUUUGGAAAGUCUAAGCAGAGCUGAGAAAACGAGCCUGUUUCAGAACAUCGUCACAGUGACUACUUCUGGAAACUUAACAAAACUAACCUUCCUGUCCUUUUAAUUUUUUAAAAAAAUUUGUCUUGUUUUAAUGAAUAGUGAAAUAGUUUAUGGGUUUGGAAACUUGCAUGACAAUAUUGGAGCCUCCUCAGACGUUCCUGCAGUUUUGAGAUUCACCAUGUAGAAGUGACACAAACUCUAGAGGGGCAGCUGAGCAGGCAACAGGGCUGUCAUCAACAAGAAAGACAUUGUAAAACCGUGACAAGUUGAAGUCUUUGUAACGUAGCUGUUGUCUGCUCCUUGUCUGUGUUCAAGAAGACCUUUCUUGUGAUUCUUAGAACUUUCCCUCCAGAGCUUAGCUGGAUCGCGGGGGCCACUGGGGUGGUCCUCACCCUUCACAGGCCGAGACUGGCUUUCCACCUCCUGCUUCUGUGUACUCUCCAUUAUGAUAGUACAUAUGUAACGAGACAGUAUCCGAGCAAACAUGUAAUGAAAGUCCAUAUUCAGAUAUUACUGUAGCUGCCGACACCUCAUCUCCACAUUUGUCAUUAGCUAUCUCCAUCUAAAGCCCCAGUGUACCUUAUAAAAAUAAAGCAGCAUAGAAAGAA
Molecule: messenger RNA, 2597 nt
Organism: Acomys russatus (golden spiny mouse)
Lineage: Eukaryota; Metazoa; Chordata; Mammalia; Rodentia; Muridae
Gene: Fhl1
Product: four and a half LIM domains 1
Exons: 7
Coding region: 190-1209 (339 amino acids)
Biological process (GO): muscle organ development
Molecular function (GO): transmembrane transporter binding
Source: RefSeq, a predicted model, not a curated record